AAUAGCAGGCCCCGUCGAAUACGCUUUGGUAAACCGUUUUGCGUACGAUCGUCGGUCGGUUCGUUUCGCACGUGAACGUCUCUGACGACCACUGCGGUCCCGGAACACGAUCACCACGCGCCGAGUCGAACAAUAAUUCGUUGCACGUCGGCUCUACAAUCAUAUUUUCGCUCUGCCCCCGCAUAAAAAAUAAUCGCAACGGAUAACGCGAUCCUUGACCCGAUACUCUUAUCCGCAGCGGUUAGUCGGUGUACCGAAAACAACGUGUCGAAUCGAGUAUUUGAAUCGGUUUUUUCGGAAUCCGGCCGCCGGUCAUUUUGUCGCCGACUGGUGACCGCCAAAAACUCGGUUCACCGCCUUUUUUCUCGCUUACCUUAGCGUUUCUCGUUCUCGCGCGCGCAAACGGAACCCUAUUAUCGGAACACUAUCGCACAGGGGCGGGGGAGACCAGAGAUAAGGCUGACGUAAUCUCCGGUGCGCGUCGUGAUCCCAGCCGAAUAGCCGAGGAACAGUAGUCGCCCGCGCCCGCGACCUUGCAACCGGCCCGAUUCGAAAUCCUAUUACCGAAAACAUUAUUCGUCUGCCGGCCGUAAACGUUUCGCGCGCGCCUCUCGUCGACAACCGUUCGCGUUCCCCGGGGUCGCCGUAGUGCAGGUAUGUCGUCACGAGUCGGCCGGUACCUCCCGUAUCCGUGUCCGCCGGAGGUCCGAGGGUAGGGCGGCGCGCGCUUGGUGUGUUGUCCGCUCAUCGAUUAUUCGCGUACGGCACCGUGUAAUCGUUCGUGUAUUUAUCGCCGGUCGCCUGCUCCGCCGCCGUUCCGGCAGCACUACUACGUUUUCUCGGCCGCUGCCCGCCAACCGCAUUACGCGGUCCGUCCAUUGUCGCUCCGUCGUCUGAUAACGUUGCACGCCGACCCUGGCACUGUCGCGGUUCCCGCUAACUCCGUCCCGUUUUCUCGUUUGCCCGCAGAUCGUCCGCGGUGGAUUGCUUGCGACCUCUGUUCCGCCGUCCCCCCAAUACCAUGAUGAAGUUCGGCAGCAAGCACUCGGGUAACGCGCCCAUCAAGUGCACCGUCCGUCUGCUGGACGAUACACAGUUGCUGGACACCGAGUUUCAGAUAAAUGAAAAAGGCAGUAGUUUGAUAAAUCGUGUGUGCGAGCAAUUGGAUUUAAUCGAGAAAGAUUAUUUUGGUUUACGCUAUGUUGAUAGUAAACGCCAAAGGCACUGGCUCGAACCAUCAAAAUCAAUUUUUAAACAAAUUAGAGACAUGGAAGCAGACAAUAUAUUAUUUAGCUUCCGUGUAAAAUUUUAUCCACCAAAUCCAUUUCGUCUAAAAGAAGAUAUUACUCGUUAUCAAAUUUAUCUUCAAUUGAAAAGGGAUUUAUUACAUGGCCGACUUUAUUGUAAUACAUCUGAAGCAGCUCUAUUAGGAGCCUAUAUAUUACAAGCUGAACUUGGUGAUUUUAAUCCAGAAGAACAUAUAGAUAACUAUGUGAAUGAAUUAAAAAUAUUAUUAAAACAAACAUUGCAACUAGAGGAAAAAAUUAUGGAGAUUCAUAAAAAUGAUUUAAAGGGAAAAACUGCAGCUGAAGUUGAAACUUUAUUUUUAAAAAAAGCAUGCGUUUUAGAUACUUAUGGAGUAGAUCCUCAUGCUGUUAAGGAUCAAAGAGGAAAUCAACUUUAUUUGGGUAUUAAUCAUACUGGAAUACUUACAUUCCAAGGCAGUAAGAAAAUGAAUCAUUUUAGUUGGUCUCAAGUUCAAAAAAUCAACUUUGAGGGUAAAAUGUUCAUAAUUCAUGUCAUUCUUAAUGAGGACCAGAGAAUUAAGAAAAAACAAACAAUUGGUUUCAAAUGCCCUAGAGGUUCUUCAUGUCGUCAUGUAUGGAAAUGUGCUGUUGAACAAAUGCUAUUUUUCACAUUUCCUUCAAGCUCCGAUGUUCCUAAUGUAGUUUCUGGAGGAGGCUUCUUUUCAUGGGGUACUAAAUUUAAAUACAGUGGUCGUGUUGAACGUGAAAUAUUAGAGGAUUUAACAAUCACUAGAGAAUCUCCAUCUGUUACACGAGUAGGUAGCCUUAGACGAAAGUCAUCAAGUGAACCAGUGACUCCCUCUAAUAUUGUGAUCAAUCAAGUUGGAUUUAACAGUCUACCUCGGUUGUUAACAAAUACCAAUGAAGAAUAUAAUUCAUCUAUUGAUUCAUCCACUCAAAUCGAUAAUUCUUCUGUUUUAGAGACUUUAUUAGAAGGCCAAGAGAUAACUACACCCAAAAUUGAGGAAGAGGUCAAUCAUGAAGAAAUCUUGAAUGAUCAUUUACUGAUUGACUUCACCACAACAGUAACUGACAGUUCAUCAUUAAUUCAAUCAGUUCCAAAUCAACAUUCGGGACAAAAACAUUUAGAAACUAUGGCAAAUCAAAACAGUAGAUCAAGUUUAACCAUCCUACGACAAACAUUGCUACCAAUUGUAUUUGCUUUGUUUAUGAUACUUAUGGUUGUAAUCAUUCUUCUAGAAUCAGAUUUUGAUAUUAUUGCUACCAUUAGAAAAGCACCAGAAAUCGCUGAUUUCAAAAAAAAUUAUUAUGAACCAGGCAAAGAAUUUUUAAUGAGGCGUUUUAUCAGGUCUAAGACUUUUUAAUAUUUAAAAUAACAUUUUCAAUCACAUUUUUUAAUAGCUUACACUCUUGGGUAGGAAAAUUAGAUUUGGAUUUCAAACCUUUUUUUAUAUGUGUAUUGUAAGGUGAUGGAGUUUAUUAAAUACUGAACAUAUUUAUUUACAUAUAACGUCUGUGCGUGUGCUCAACAUUUUAAUAACAUUUAACAAGAAUUUGAUCAAAUCAUAGCAUUUAUGUUUUUAUACAAAAUAAUUCACAUAGAUUAAUGCAUUUAUUUAAUCUAAUCAUUCCAAGGAUUUGCGUGAUUUUAUGAUAAUCAUUGAGCUUUUACUAUACUACUACUAGUUUAAUAUUUAUGUGUUACAGAGCUUUUGGUUUUAAUUUUAAGUGUAUAUGUGCUGUAUCGUAUUUAAAACAUUUUCUAAUAAAAUGUGAAGGUGCCGCAUGAAUUUGCAUAAUAUACUAAUACGAAUUUUUUUUUUAGUGAAAAAUCCAUUUUGGUUUUGGUACUUUAAUAAAUAUUGGUGCUUAAACUUAUUGUGAAGUUGCUAAUUUUAAAUAUGUCCCAAAAGUACCUAAGCACUUAAUUAUUUUUCAAAUUCGAACAAAUGCAAUUUUCAUAAUUGUUGAAUUUCAUUAUAUUCAUUAAAAUGUAUGAGAAUAAUACAUUUUUAGAACUAUUCACUCAAAAUGUACCUUUUCCCUUUUUUAUUAGUUCUAUAUAUUUGAGUGAACAUAAUACUUAAUUAUGUUUAUACCUAUUUUUUGUUUCUACCUCUUUAUGUUUAUCAUGUGUGAAAUUGAAUUCUGUUUAAAUAUUGACAAUAUUUUAAUUUCAUACCAUUAUUUAUAUUAAAUAUUCUAAAUAUUAUUUAUGAAAUAUAAACAUAAGUUAAGCAGUGAACAGUUAAGCAGUUUAGUAAUUAGCUUACAUUUUUAAAAUUUACUUUAGGGUGUAAGUAAUUUACAGUAAUAAUACUAGUCAUUUUUGGGUAAUAUGAUAUAUAUUAUAUGUUUCUAUUAAAAACUUAUUUUUGUUGGUUUUUUUUUUCUAUUGUUGAUUUAUACCUAUAAUCAUUAAUUUACUGAAACUACUCUUAAUUAGUGUGUUAGUCAUUGAUAUAAAUUGAUUAAAAGUUGAUAAAAGAUUACAUUCCGAUAUUAUUAUCUAUUUAAAUGAUAUUUUUAAUAGUAGGAAUAUUCUAUUAUUUCGGGCUUUAAUGCAUAAAAAAAUAAUAAUUUAAGUUCUUUAAAUCCAGGUUGGCUAAGAUUUUCUUAACUCUGGAAAUUAAGUUAGUGUUAAAAAUAUACUUUUAGUUAAUAGUCAAUUUUUCAUUUAAUUUUGUUAAAUCUUAUCUAAUGAAAUUGGAUUGAAUACUGAUUGAUACUUUUAAUCUAUAGAUCCAUGUUUUGGUGUAGCCUUUCUGAAAAUUACAUUUUUUUUUUUAACUUUAUUGUAAUUAUUAUUCAUUAUUUUUAUGUUAUGCAUAAUUACAUGGUUAUUAAAUGUUAUUUAAAAUUAAUUCUAGUUUUUAACACUUUAAUGCCCAAACUAGUGAAUAAUAGAUAUUUA
Sipha flava (yellow sugarcane aphid) is the source of this 4182-nucleotide messenger RNA. It is a transcript of the gene Frmd5, whose product is annotated as FERM domain-containing protein 5. Gene Ontology annotation, cellular component: cytoskeleton. Gene Ontology annotation, molecular function: cytoskeletal protein binding. Bases 1022 to 2632 code for a protein of 536 amino acids. The record is from RefSeq and is a predicted model, not a curated record. The transcript has 12 exons. Lineage: Eukaryota; Metazoa; Arthropoda; Insecta; Hemiptera; Aphididae.